This is a messenger RNA of Carlito syrichta (Philippine tarsier), 1029 nucleotides long. It is a transcript of the gene PEX11G, whose product is annotated as peroxisomal biogenesis factor 11 gamma. The coding region runs from base 1 to 726 and encodes 241 amino acids. The record is from RefSeq and is a predicted model, not a curated record. NCBI's taxonomy places the organism in Eukaryota, Metazoa, Chordata, Mammalia, Primates, Tarsiidae. Gene Ontology annotation, biological process: peroxisome fission. The transcript has 5 exons. Gene Ontology annotation, cellular component: peroxisomal membrane.
AUGGCGUCGCUGAGCGGCCUGGCGUCGGCGCUGGAGUCGUACACGGGUCGGGACCGCCUGAUCCGAACUCUGGGGUACUGCUGCCAGCUGGUCGGUGGGAUCCUGGUCGAACAAUGUCCUGCCAGGUCCGACGUGGGGACACGCCUGCUGGUGGUGUCCUCCCAGCUCAGCCACUGCAGGACCGUCCUGCGACUCUUUGAUGACCUGGCUAUGUUCAUCUACACUAAGCACUAUGGCCUGGGGGCAGAGGAGGAGGAUGUCCUUGUCCGCUGGAUGUCUGUCCUGGGCAACAUGGCCGACCAACUCUACUACCCCUGUGAGCACGUUGCCUGGGCCGCCGAUGCCGGGAUCAUCCAUGUGGACUCUUCCCGGUGGUGGACGCUGAGUACAGCCUUGUGGGGCCUCUCCCUGCUCCUGGGAGUCCUUAGGUCCCUGCGGGUGCUGCUGAGGCUGAGACGGACGCUACGGAGCCCUACGGUGGCCUUCACCAGCCGGCUGCCCCGGAGCAAGCGGAGGGCCAUCGAGGCGCAGAUGCAGUCGGAAGUGCUGACGCUCCUUAGCAACCUGGCCGACCUGGCCAAUGCUGUGCACUGGCUGCCCCCGGGCGUCCUGUGGGCCGGCCGCUUUCCCCCGUGGCUGGUGGGCCUCAUGGGCACUGUCUCCUCCGUCCUCAGCAUGUACCAGGCGGCCCAGGCCAGCAGCCAGGCCGACGCUGCCACCCCCUGACACAGCCACGGCCCACAAAGGGCACCUUCCCACCAGGCAGAGUCGCCCCUCCUUUGAGUCACCUGUGCCCACGGGUGGGCUGGAAGGGCUGGGCAGGGUCCCCCAGGGCCAGCCUGGGUCUCAGUGGGGGAGGCAUCUCUCAGCGCCACAGGGGAGGACCCCGGGGCUCUCGAGCCCUGAAGAGGCCUGGAGGCCGACCUGGGUCAAGGCAGAGCCUCCAUCCACCAUCCUGGGUCUCAGGUCCAAAUAAAGGCCAACAGGAGGGCGUACGUUGUACUUUGGGAAAGCUGGAAUGAGGGUGAA